Anopheles maculipalpis is the source of this 839-nucleotide messenger RNA. It is a transcript of the gene CREG, whose product is annotated as protein CREG1. The transcript has 3 exons. The record is from RefSeq and is a predicted model, not a curated record. Lineage: Eukaryota; Metazoa; Arthropoda; Insecta; Diptera; Culicidae. The coding region runs from base 3 to 809 and encodes 268 amino acids.
UCAUGACGAUUCCGACGGUUUCGUACAAGCAAUUUGGUGACGACAUUGCUCGUCCGGUGGUAGCCCCGGUAGGCACAAAACGAUGGAUCGUCCUGUACAUAAUGGUCACGGCGGUGCUGCUAACCUCGCUCGCAUGCUGGAAUAACCUGUCCGGAGGAGCGUUGGUAGAAAUAUUCAACAAUGAGGACCCAGAUGUACCACCGUCGCACACGGAGUACGCCAAAAUGGCACGAUAUCUGGUGCAUAAAGCCGAAUGGGUUUCGAUGGGUUCCCUUUCGACAGUGGACGCCAUCAAGGGUUUCCCAAUGGUAAACAUAAUUUCGGUUGCGGACAGUGCACGUGGCGAAAAGUCUACCGGUGUGCUGUACUUCUUUCUGACCAUGCUGGACUACACGGCGCAGGAUCUGCACAAAGACAACCGGCUCACGGUCAUGUUGACGCUCGACCAGGACAAAUAUUGUACGAACAACGGUAUCGAUCCAAUGGAACCAACCUGUGCCCGUAUCAUGAUUUCGGGCCGUGCGGACAAACUCGAGAACGGUACAGCUGAGUACGAUUUCGGUACGAAGGCCAUGUUCAGCCGUCAUCCGGCAGCACAAAAAUGGAUUAAAACCGAUGGACACAACUUUUUCCUCUGCAAGCUGAACAUUACACAAAUCGCUGUACUUGACUUUUACGGUGGUCCACACUACGUUACGGUGGAAGAUUACAUGGCCGCAGAUCCUGAUAAGCAGCUUACCGUUGCUGCAACUGAUGGCAACGAACGCACGAUUCCGCCCCGUUUUUCAACAACCACCACGGUCUACUGAGAACAUUUCGUGAUAGCGAAAGGUGUUGCU